Trichoplusia ni (cabbage looper) is the source of this 1686-nucleotide messenger RNA. RefSeq names its product 1-acyl-sn-glycerol-3-phosphate acyltransferase alpha (gene Agpat1). The coding region runs from base 64 to 891 and encodes 275 amino acids. Gene Ontology annotation, cellular component: membrane; endoplasmic reticulum. The record is from RefSeq and is a predicted model, not a curated record. Gene Ontology annotation, biological process: phosphatidic acid biosynthetic process. Gene Ontology annotation, molecular function: 1-acylglycerol-3-phosphate O-acyltransferase activity. Lineage: Eukaryota; Metazoa; Arthropoda; Insecta; Lepidoptera; Noctuidae. The transcript has 5 exons.
GUCCUGUCAAAUUGCCUUUAGUUGGCAACUCUAGACAUAAAUUGUCAAAAAGAAAAUUUCGCUAUGGCUUCCUCAUAUUCAUAUCCUGAAUUAUUUUUGGCGGGUUUUAUAUUCACCUUGCCAUUUUUGUAUGAAAAAAGUAAUGUUUUUCGGUAUUAUUUAAAGUUUUUUCUUUAUUAUGCAUAUGUGUUAAUUACUUGUACGGUGCUCUUGCCUGUAGUGUUAAUAUAUCCUCGCGACGUAACAAACCUAAUAGUUGCCUCCAGAUUUUGCCGUUACGCCUCUCAUAUAGUAGGUAUAGAAUGGGAACUGCGAGGGAUGGAAAACUGGAAUACAGAACAAUGUUAUAUUGUGAUAUCGAAUCACCAGAGCUCACUAGACAUAUUAGGUAUGUUUGAGAUGUGGCCUCGUAUGAAACGCUGCACAGUUGUAGCGAAAAGGCCUUUAAUGUUUACUGGAGCAUUUGGGUUUGGAGCCUGGCUAUCAGGGCUUGUGUUUAUUGAUCGUCUCAAAACAGAGCGAGCUCGCCAACUAAUGAAGGAAGCCACAGCAAGAGUCAUAAAAGAAAAAACAAAACUGUGGAUAUUUCCUGAGGGUGCUCGGUUCAACAAAGGAAGUAUACAGACAUUCAAGAAAGGUGCUUUCUAUUUAGCUAUUGAUGCCCAGAUUCCUAUAAUGCCAGUAGUCUUCAGUCAAUACUAUUUUCUUGAUAGCGAGACAAAGACAUUUGAACCAGGUAAGGUGAUCAUAACUACUUUACCACCAAUACCCACUAGUGGGAUGACCCGUGAUGAUGUAGAGGCUCUCUCUGAAAUGGCUCGUCAACAAAUGAUAGAUGUAUUUCAUGAAAGUUCUAAAGACUUGGUCAUGCAGAAGAAAAUUGCUAUUUAAACUUUACACUUGACAUUCCAUUGGCAUCAACAAUUUAAAAAAUGAUAUUAUCCUCAUAGAUUUAAGUCUAUAUGUUAUUGAUAUUUUGUGUCUGUUAUUAAUUAUGCCUUAGUGGCUGCUAAUAUUUCCUAUUUUACCAUGUAUCAUGGAUGCUGCGAAUAUUUAUUAUUUUCUUAUUUUGUGUACAUAAAGAAGUACUUGCAUUCAAGUGCCAAGUAUUCGCAACUCUGAAGUUAAUGUAUCUACUCAAGGCAAUUAUUGUUAGAUGAUAUUAUUCUAGUCCUGUUUUUGCUUUGUAAAACUAGUCAAAUGUAUUCAUUUGUUAUUGUAGUGUUAAGAUGAGGAUUAUUUCCUUUACCUAGUCAUAUUUUAUAAGUUAUACUCACCAUUUAGUUGACUGAUAUACCCAACCAAAGUAUGAUCUUCCUCUUUUGUCCUUUAGAAUUUUUAUUUUUUAUUCUGAAUUAUUAUAAUAAGAUACUCAACCAUUUUUAUUGUGUAACUAGUACUUAAGAUAUGAUUUAUUUGUGUUGUGUAGAUAUUUCUUGCCAGUAAUAAGUAUCCUAUUUCUUGGGCUAUAGGGUGUGAUUAACUAAACACGUUACACAGAUACACCUUGCUGUAUUGCUUUAUUUUAAUUAAAAAAGAGUGCAUGGAGAUCUCAGUCUAAAUUAGUCAUGAUCUGGACUUGUUUUAGUCUGUCCGUACACACUAGGGGCGAAACUAAAUAAUAGCGAAACUAGAUAAUGAUAAAAAAUUGAACACACAGAGCUCCAUUGAUUCAUAUAGAAAUGA